This is a messenger RNA of Magnolia sinica, 699 nucleotides long. RefSeq lists its product as uncharacterized. The transcript has 2 exons. The record is from RefSeq and is a predicted model, not a curated record. Lineage: Eukaryota; Viridiplantae; Streptophyta; Magnoliopsida; Magnoliales; Magnoliaceae. The coding region runs from base 1 to 699 and encodes 232 amino acids. Gene Ontology annotation, molecular function: RNA-DNA hybrid ribonuclease activity; nucleic acid binding.
AUGACCGCUUUGUUCCACGAUAUGAUAAACAAGGAAAUGGAGGUCUACGUAAACGACAUGAUCGUCAAAUCUCGCACAAUCGAAGGACAUUUCAAAGACCUCGAGAAGCUCUUCAACAGGCUAGAAAAGUUCAAGCUCCAUCUCAACCCGCAAAAGUGUCUUCGGUGCAACCGGAGGAUCGCAAAAUGGAAAUUAUUGCUCUCUAAGUUCGACAUCACCUAUGUCACUCAGAAGGCAAUCAAAGGGCAAGCACUGGCUGAUCAUCUAGCAACACAUUCUCUGCCUGAUUAUCAACCACUGAAGACCUUCUUCCCUGAUAACGACAUCCUCUUGAUUGAGGAAGAAGAAGAAAGAAAGGCAGGAGAGUGGACGCUCUUCUUUGACGGAGCUGUAAACUCGAAAGGGAGUGGGGUAGGCGCCAUACUCUACUCUCCCGAGGACGUCCCAGUUCCCAUAUCCAGGAGGUUAGCAUUCCAAUGCACCAACAAUGUAGCUGAGUAUGAAGCAUGUAUCGCCGGUCUAAGAGAGGCUAUAAUACUCAAUGUAAAGAAGUUACGGCUCUUCGAGGACUCGCAACUCAUCAUCAAUCAGACGAAUGACAACUGGAAGACCAAGGAUGAAAAGCUGAUCCUAUACCAUAUCUAUCUGGAGAAUUUAAUCGAAGAGUUUGAAGAGAUCUCAUUCUCUUACAUGCCCUGA